AUGCAGGAGAGCUCAGUUGCCUGCCUCCACCGCAACCCUUGGAAGCAGGUGGGAAGGAGCUCUCAGCUGCCGCAAUAUCCAGAGGCCGUGUGGCUGGCUUGUCGUGCGGCACACCGGGAGAUUCUGGCACAACCGCCUUUUCUGCCCGGGAAGCAGCUGUGGGGCAGUUCUUCCACACCAGCCAGCUUAUCUUCGAGCCUCAAUGAAUUUCAGAACCGCAAAGGUUUGACAGCUCUCGGGUUUUCACAGUGGCAUGUGGCAGCAGAGAUGUGGGUUCUGGAUGCUGGCGUUCGGGCCUGCCUCGUCUUCCUCUGGAUGGUGGGAAACACGGCAGCAAGCCGGCCAUGCGUCCCCAAGUAUUUUGGCCGUGACGCCAUGGUUUGUGUCUGCAAUGCAACGUACUGCGACACGACGGACCCCGUCUCCUUCCUGCCCGAGGGCUUCUUCGUGAAGUAUGAGACCACCAAAUCUGGCCACCGCAUGACGUGCACAGAAGGGAAGUUCCAGCAGAACCGCACAUCUCCUGGCUUAAUGGGGCUCAAAUAUAUAUUCAAUGCCUCUGAACGCUACCAGUGUGUCAAAGGCUUUGGGGGAUCCCACACAGAUGCUGCAGCGAUAAAUAUCCUGAGUCUGUCUCCGGCGACCCAAGAGCACCUGUUGAGAUCUUACUUCUCCAAGACUGGAAGCGAGUACAACCUGAUGCGUCUGCCCAUCGCCAGCUGUGAUUUCUCCACGCACCCCUACGUUUAUGAUAACGUCGCGUACGAUUAUGACCUGACGUAUUUCAGCUUAGCGAAGGAAGACAUCAUGUUCAGAAUCCCGGUCCUCCACUGGAUAAUGGCCUUAGCUGAGCGGCCCCUCUCCCUAAUUGCCAGCCCAUGGACUGCGCCCGCCUGGAUGAAGACCAAUGGCCAGAUAAAGGGGAAAGGACGGUUGAAAGGGAAAGCAGGAGACAGAUACCACAAGACCUGGGCCAACUACUUCAUCAGGUUUCUGGAUGAAUACGCCAAACACAACAUCACAUUCUGGGCUAUCACAGCUCAGAACGAGCCGAUUAUCUCCUUGUAUGCCAUGAAAGAUUUCCCCACCAUCGGCUACUCGGCCGAGGAGCAGCGCGACUUUGUGAUGAUGGACCUGGGCCCUGCGCUGGCCUCCAGCGACCACAAAGACGUCCAUCUCAUCAUCCUUGACGACUUGCGGAUAAACCUGCCCUACUGGGCCAAUGUGGUCCUUGGGAACAGCAGCUCAGCCAAGUAUGUGUUUGGCAUUGCGGUCCACUGGUACCUGGAUUCGAUUACCUGUGCUUCAUGUACCCUGGGGGCUACCCACCGCCUCUUCCCAAACCAUUUCCUGCUCUACUCAGAGGCUUGUAAUGGUUUCCACCCUUGGGAUGCUAAAGUGAUCCCGGGCAGCUGGGACAGAGGCGUUCGGUACAGCAAAAGCAUCAUAGAGACCUUCAACAAUUUUGUUGUUGGCUGGAUCGACUGGAACCUGGCUCUGGAUAUGAAGGGAGGUCCCAACUGGGUCAAAAAUUUCGUGGACAGCCCCAUUCUGGUGGACGCCUCAAAAGAUGAAUUCUACAAGCAGCCGAUGUACUACCACCUGUCUCAUUUCAGCAAGUUCAUCCCCGAGGGCUCUGUUCGAGUAGAAAUGACCAGCAACAGCUGGCUUGACUGCAGGCUACACACGGUGGCCUUCGUGCGGCCGGACGGGGCUGCGGUGGUGGUUGUGCUGAACAACUGCUUCUGCGAAGUGGAGUUCAGCAUUUUAGACGGCCCUCUGGGCUACCUUGAGGAUGUUGCUCAGCCCUAUUCCAUCCAGACCUACCUGUGGAAGCGCGUGUCACCCUGA
Molecule: messenger RNA, 1851 nt
Organism: Euleptes europaea (tarantolino)
Lineage: Eukaryota; Metazoa; Chordata; Lepidosauria; Squamata; Sphaerodactylidae
Product: lysosomal acid glucosylceramidase-like
Exons: 12
Coding region: 1-1851 (616 amino acids)
Biological process (GO): glucosylceramide catabolic process
Molecular function (GO): glucosylceramidase activity
Source: RefSeq, a predicted model, not a curated record